AUGCUCGGUUGGCCGGUACUGUUUUUGUGCUUCGUUGGGCUGCUGCUGGUUCUGCUCGAUUGGAAAUGGAAGGCGUACGAAAGGGUUACGGGUCCGAAACGUUGGCCGAUUAUCGGGAAUGUUGUUACGUUUCUGGGUGCCAGUCCUGUCGAUAUAUUUGCACAGCUUAUCGCAUUCGGUAAGAGGUACGGGAAGGUGUACAAGCUGGACUUCUUUUACGAUUACAGUAUCGUUUAUUCGUCCCCCGAGGCCGCUGAGGCCAUCGCAACGUCACCCGCAUUCGCCGCUAAAUCCCAGGACUAUGAUAAGGUUUCGGAAUGGAUCGGAAACGGGCUGCUGGUGUCGAAGGGCCAGAAAUGGUUCAUGAGACGGAAAGUCAUCACGCCCGGGUUUCACUUUAAAAUAUUGGACAACUUUGCUCCGACCUUCAACCGGCAGGCCGAGGCGUUUUGUCAGAAGCUGGAGCCUGUGUCCGGCAGUACUGCGGAAGCAAUCGAUAUCUUUCCACGGUUGAAACUGCUCACGCUCGGCGUGAUUUGUGAAACGGCUAUGGGCGUGGACAGUACGGAAGAUGCAUCGCAGCAAGCGUAUUACACCCGCAUUGUGGAGGAGCUGAGCUCGAUUCUCUACUGGCGUAUGUUCAAUGUGUUCAUGAACAUCGACGUUCUGUUCCGGUUGACCGCCACCGGCCGUAGGUUCGAUGAGCUGGUUAAGCAAUCGUGGAAUUUUACGCUAAACAUGAUCGAAAAACGGCGUCAGAUUAACAAAGGCACCCAACCGGCAAUGGUCAGCGAGGAUGAGACAUUCGGGAAGCGAAAGCGCGCCCUAUUGGACACGCUGCUGGAUGCGCGCAUCGACGGGAAACCGCUCAAAGAUGAGGAAAUUCGUGAAGAGGUCGAUACGUUCACAUUUGCCGGCCACGACACGACGGCAUCGGCCAUGACGUUCCUGUUGUACAACGUGGCUAAGCAUCCAGACGUUCAGGACAAACUGUACGAAGAGAUCCUAAGCGAAGUUGGUCCAGACUUUACGGAGCUUUCGUUAAGCACCCUCAACAACCUUCAUUAUAUGGAUUUGGUCCUCAAGGAAUCACUUCGAUUGUUCCCACCGGUACCGUUUAUAGCACGCAUUGCCACCGAGGACACGGACUUACGCGCGGAACGGAUAAACCGCGGAACCAGCGUGGUGGUAGACAUCUUUUCGAUGCACCGCAGUGCAGACUAUUUCCGCGACCCGGAGCGCUUCGCUCCCCUCCGUUUCGAGACGGUGCGCGACUCGGAUGUCUUCAACCCGUACACCUACAUUCCGUUUAGCGCGGGUAGUCGCAAUUGCAUAGGACAGAAGUUUGCGCAGUAUGAGCUGAAGACAGCGCUCGUCAAGAUACUGCAAAAGUUCAACGUACAGCUGCCCCGCGCGGACUAUGUACCGACGCUGAAGGCAGAAAUUGUGCUGAAACCUGCGGAGGGACUGCCAUUGAAGUUUGUGAGCAGAAAAUGCGCUUAAAACUUGCCGAUCCAUGAGCCAGAAACAGGAUAAAACAAUUCCGAUACAGGGUAACAGGGAUGAUGGGUAACAUUUUGUAAAGUGGACACAAAUAAUUCGAUAAAGUAGCGUUACAACUCUCUAUUGUUUAUCGAUCCACCACCGAUGUUCAAAUCGUACCGUGAAGUUGCUCGUUACACUGUUCACAAAAACAUUUCACUUCAGCUGGGUUGCUUGACGUGGAGUGAAUUGGAGGUGCAUACCGUUUACGGGUUUCAACACAAUUUCCAACUUUAAUUUAGGCUCAAAAUCCGGAUCGGGUAACUCCACUUUGCACUGGCGCAGCACGGACGC
This is a messenger RNA of Anopheles cruzii, 1836 nucleotides long. RefSeq names its product cytochrome P450 4d2-like. Gene Ontology annotation, molecular function: oxidoreductase activity, acting on paired donors, with incorporation or reduction of molecular oxygen; heme binding; iron ion binding. The record is from RefSeq and is a predicted model, not a curated record. The transcript has 5 exons. The coding region runs from base 1 to 1503 and encodes 500 amino acids. Lineage: Eukaryota; Metazoa; Arthropoda; Insecta; Diptera; Culicidae.